AUGCCCAUUAAGCACCUGGACGUCUACCUCACGGAGAGAAAACAUCUGCAGACGCAUCCGCUGUCGGUGCUCUCAGAUUCGCGUCUAGGCAUCGAUGCUUCUUACUACUUGUCGCAGCUACUGGAGAAUCCGCCCUCACGAGAGUCCCUUUUGGCAGCCACUGGCGGUCUUCCACUUGCCCUGACCCAGCGUAUCGAGUCCGACCUGCGCGCACUCGAGAAACUUCACAUUAAGCCUGUGUUUGUAUUUCCUGGCCUCGUCCCGCAUCGGCGUUGGAAGCAGAAUCAGCACCUUAUGUACGAGCACAAUGAUGCAGUGAGAGAUAGGCGAGAGGCAUGGGCGAAGUACGAAGCUGGGCAGGAAGAGGCCGCGACUAAACUUUUUGAAGGCCGAAGUAAUUUGCAUCAGUGGGAUCUGUGGAAGAUGGUAUUGAGGAUUUUCAGGCAUCGAAACGUGGAGUUCAUGGUUGCACCUUAUAUUGCAUGGGCGCAGUUAAUUUACCUCCAGAGACAUCAGAAAUCAUACAUCCACGCUGUCUUUGGGCCGACAGAUACUCUUCUCUACCCCGGAGUUGACAAAGUCAUCACAUCCGUGGACCUUACGUCAACAAGCCCAUCAUUCUCCUACGUCUCCAAGCGAACCAUCCUCAGUGACCUCGGUGUAUCGGAAGACCAGUUCUUGGAUAUUGGAAUCCUCGUUGGGUUCGAUCACUCACCUCCCUUCCCCCCCACCGUUCACGAACAGGCCUUGAAGGCAACGGUGGACAUGGUCAAGUACUAUAAGUCAGGCCAUGCAGCUGUGUCUGCUUUUGCUGAGCAGCCACAAGUCAGAACAAUUCAGUAUCCAGAUCAUUACGCCCGCACGCGCUCAAUGAUUAAAUACUCAUUGAUACUGUCUUCUGAGGGUGCUGUCAUACCCCUUCCUCUCGCCAUCACGACACCUCCCCCUCAUGGACAUCAAAACCAUCACCCUCACCAUCCAACAGCUGCUGAUAUUCCCUCCGACUUGCAUGAGAUUUUCACGAACAGACUCCCAGACGAAAUCUAUUUUUACCUCUCGCGUGGACUAUUGGGCCCACAAGCUUUGGUGUGGUUGACAACAGGGCAGAUUAUCGAGAAUCCUCCGCUGGAUAACGGCGAGACCACAGAGUAUCGACGGUUCGUUAGAGAGGUUAUCACGGACGGGCAGACGGGUCCACGCGCUACUGCAUUGGCGUUAGUAUCCAGCGUUGCACACCAAUCUUGGGCGAGUAAGAAGAUCAACGGAUUCUUCUGGUUCGAACAGUCAAACGCGCCCCAGAAGCCAAUUUCCCAUACUGCACCUCAGACCACGCAGCUUGCCGAGCGCGUGGCAGGCUGGAAAGUACCAUAUGCGAUUGUUGAGGAAGAAUUGAGGAGACAAAACUCAUCCACUAUUGACUUUGCGUUGUGUCUUGGUGCCACGGUAUCGGACAAGCUCGCCACCCGGACGAAGGUCAAAAGCGGCCAGGCCGCGCCUUCGCUUGAGAAGAAAGAUGAAAUUGUGGCAAAUGUCAUAUGGCGAUUCCUGGAGUUGCGAGGUUUCCUGUUAAGCACGCACACACAUUCCCCCUUGGCCCGCGCGAUGCAUUCAGCGAUCAGGACAGCUCGUGUGAACGACAAGUUCCAGGAGCCGCUGUAUCUGUUCCUUGAAUUGGUCAGAGCGGGUGUCAUGCACGGCAACCUGUGGUCCGGACGAGCAUACAGCGGUGGGCCUAGUUUCGGUACCGACGAUGAGAAGUCGUGCAUGCUCUUGGUCAUGCGGGUGCUGAGCAUAGUACCACUUAACUUUAAGCCCCAGCCUUGGUCCGCGCCUCUGUCACGCGAAUUGCUCGUGUUUAACUCGUUUGUGCGAUCGCUCACACGGGCUCUGAGGACGCUAUUGGAGGUGACAUCUUUGAACAUGCUGCUUCGCCACGAUGCGACACGGCGAGAGGAGCUACUAGAUAUCAACCUGUCGCUUCCAUUUCAAUCGGAGGUAAACACGGGAUUUGGGGUUCUGGCAAAGGUAUACCUUGACGCGCUAACCCAUAUCAACAACCGCCAACGGGUGCGAGACCCCAAUGCGGAAGGUGUUCGGGAAGCCAAGCAGAUGGCGCUUGAAAUUUGUGAGGAGACCUUCCCUGGCGUCAAGGGCCCCAAGCUUGAGGUGGAGCGAGGCUUCCGAUUCUGGGAUGUGGCCCUGACUGCCAUGAGGCAGCUGCAUUCUGAAGAGCAUGUCCCGCGGGACUUGAUUGACCAGUUUGAAGCGGCCGAGGCGUGGCUGGCGCCGAUGAGGCCCUAA
Molecule: messenger RNA, 2301 nt
Organism: Fibroporia radiculosa
Lineage: Eukaryota; Fungi; Basidiomycota; Agaricomycetes; Polyporales; Fibroporiaceae
Exons: 8
Coding region: 1-2301 (766 amino acids)
Biological process (GO): DNA recombination; mismatch repair; DNA double-strand break processing
Cellular component (GO): nucleus
Molecular function (GO): 5'-flap endonuclease activity; 5'-3' DNA exonuclease activity
Source: RefSeq, a predicted model, not a curated record